Molecule: messenger RNA, 1743 nt
Organism: Debaryomyces fabryi
Lineage: Eukaryota; Fungi; Ascomycota; Pichiomycetes; Serinales; Debaryomycetaceae
Exons: 1
Coding region: 1-1743 (580 amino acids)
Biological process (GO): amino acid transmembrane transport
Cellular component (GO): membrane
Molecular function (GO): L-amino acid transmembrane transporter activity
Source: RefSeq, a predicted model, not a curated record
AUGGGAAAAAAUUAUCAUUUUCUGAGAGUGUUUGAACCUUUUAUUGGAGGUAAACGAGACUUUGAAGUUCAGGAAGUAGAAUUUGAAUCGGAAAACCAGGAACCAAAUGGUGCACCUGUUGAAAAUAAUAAUCCUUUGGGUUAUAAUUUGGAUUAUAUAGCAGCAUUUUACAUGGUUAUACAAGGUAUCAUAGGUACUGGUAUCUUUGCUACACCGGGAAGCAUAGUCCAGUCUAUUGGAUCUAUUGGUGCUUCUUAUGUGUUAUGGGUAGUUGGCUUCCUUAUUGCCCUUUUUGAAAUAUUCAUUUACAUAGAAUUUGUUACUUACUUUCAGAGAAGAUCUGGUGGUGAUGUAGCAUAUUUGGAACAAGCUUACCCUAAACCUGAUUUCUUAGUACCGACAACUUAUGCGGCAGUCUCUGUUUUAUUAUCUUUUCUUAAUUCUUCAGCCAUAGCGUUUGGUACUUAUAUACUCAAUGCUGCUGAUAUUGAAGCUACAACUUGGAGACAGAGGGCUAUAGGCUGUGGUAUUUUAACAUUUGUUUGCGUCUUAUCUUCUAUUAAUACUAGAGCCACAUUAAGACUCUCUAACAUUUUGGGUUCAAUAAAGGUAAUAUUUAUUGCUUUUAUCAUUAUAACAGGCUUUGUAACUCUUGCGGGAGGUACCAGAAUUGCAAAUCCAACCUCAAUAUUCAAAAAUGCAUGGGAGGGGACCACAACGGAUGGUAAUGCUAUUUCAAAUGCUAUUAUCAAAGUUUCGUUUUCUUAUGGUGGUACUCAGUAUGUUUUUGGUGUAGUAGGAGAGUCGAACCCAAGGCACACUAAGCGUAUGUUUUGUUUUUUCAUUCCAGGCGUGGUGUUUUUUAUUUUUAUAUUGUAUGUGCUUAUAAUUACCUCAUAUUAUGCUGGUUCAAACGGUAUAGAAAAUAUAAAGGGUUCUAAUACUUUAAUUGCUUCUUUAUUUUUUCAGAAUGUGUUUAAUUCUGUACCCGCAAGGAAAGCUUUGGAUGCAUUGGUUGCCCUAUCUGCUUUAGGCCACUUAUUAGCAGCUGUUAUAGGCCACUCCAGGGCUCUAAGAGAAUGUGGAAGACAAGGUGUAUUGCCCUAUUCAAGUCUCUGGACUACAACAAGACCAUGGGGUACACCUAUUUUACCAAUUUUUGCCACAUGGCUCGUGAAUAUAAUUGUAAUGAUCGCUCCACCUGCAGGUGAUGCCUAUAACUUUAUAGUUGAUAUUGGGUCUUAUUCAAAUUAUAUAUUUAAACUACUUCUCGUUAUUGGUUUAAUUUUAGUUAGGCGGCAAAGAAAAGAGGCUGGCUUGGGCUUUGAAGGAUGGAAAGUUCCAUUACCGAUAUUAGUUGUUACAAUUUUUUUUGAAGUCUUCGUAAUUGCUAUGGCAUGGGUUCCACCUCUGAAUGGUACACUCAUCGGAUCAGAUGUAUCUUUUUUUUAUUGUACAUACGCUAUAGUAUGUGUGGGGAUUUUAGGAAUUUGUGUUCUAUAUUAUUAUAUUUGGGCUAAAGUAUUGCCCAGAUUUGGUCACUAUGAACAUAGAAUCUUGUUCUAUUCUUUGGAUUGUGGAGAACUGGGUCAUUCUGUUGUUAAGGUGGAGAAAGAUGAUCUACAAAAAUGGGAUACUGAACAUGAUUCCAACGGCCGGCCUAUCUUUGCAGCGGAUGAUUCUGUUGUGGAACUGGUUGGAACUGAAAGUAUUUCACACCUAUCAAGCAAAUUUAUUACAUAA